Microcebus murinus (gray mouse lemur) is the source of this 3645-nucleotide messenger RNA. RefSeq names its product cell surface glycoprotein CD200 receptor 1. The record is from RefSeq and is a predicted model, not a curated record. Lineage: Eukaryota; Metazoa; Chordata; Mammalia; Primates; Cheirogaleidae. Gene Ontology annotation, cellular component: external side of plasma membrane. Gene Ontology annotation, biological process: regulation of neuroinflammatory response. Gene Ontology annotation, molecular function: signaling receptor activity.
UGUGAUGAAGAUAAUUAAGCCCCCACCCUUUCCAAGGUAGAUGUCCAUGUUCUAAUUCCUGGAACCUAUGAAUGUAUGACCUCAUCUGGCAAAAGGGACUUUGAAGAUGUGAUUAAGGAUCUUGAGAUGGGGAGAUUAUCCUGGAUUAUUUGGGUGGACCCAAUAUAAUCACAAGGGUCUUUAUAAAAGGGGGGUAGGGUCACAAUAAGAGAAGGAGAUGUGCCAAUGGAGCAGACGUCAGAAUAACAGAAUAAUGGGGCCACAAGCCAAGAAAUGCAGGCUUCCUCUAGCAGCUGGAAGGAGCAAGGAGCAAAUUCUCCCCAGGAAUCUCCAGAAGGAAUGCAGACUGGCCAAGACCUUGAUUUUAGCCCCGUAAGAUCCAUUUUAGACUUCUGAUUUCCAGAACUGUAAGAUACUAAAUUUAUGUUGUUUUAAUCCACUAAGUUUGUGGUAAUUUGUUGCAGUAGCAAUGGGAAAUGAAUGCACUUACAACAAACACUUACAGAGUUUAUGUUGACUCCCAUUAUAGACAGUGAUUUCACACAAGAAUUUUCAAUGGAAAAUAUUUUCUUCCAGACUUGAACACUAAAGCUACAUACCUCUUCAACCGGGCAAAAGCUACUAAAAGUUAUAGUGAUUAGGAAAUUUAUGGGAAUGGGCCAAACCCAGGUAAAUACUCUGUUUUCCUUUUUAAUAUAAGUUUAGACCAAUCCGUUUAUCUUGGACACAUUCGAUGCCUUACUGUAAAGUUUAUCUGUGCACAGCAGAAGUGAGAAGAGGACCAAUGAGCUGAGAGAUAACCCGAUCAAUCUGCUUCCUCCGUCUUUGCUUCAGUGCUUUGUACAGGAAAUCCAUUGCUGUGUCAAGUUCCAGAGAAGAGUUUCUUCUCUUCCAACUUACUAAUCAGGCUAAACCACAUAGAGUUGAAGGAAGGGGGUAGGAGGAAGGGAGUGCCCCACUGCUGAUGGCCUGAAAGGAUCCCGGACAGAGAAGUUGACCAGAGAGGGUCUCACCAUGCUCGUGGUACCUUCAGUGUCUGUGUGGAGCAUAAGUACCAAGUGAAAGGCAGAAAAAAGAAAACAGAAAUGCUCUGCCCUUGGAGAACUGCUGACUUAGGACUACUACUGAUUUUGACCAUCUUCUUAGUGGCUGCUUCAAGUAGUUCAAAUGGGGAUGGAAAGCAGAUAGAACAGAACUCUUCAAUGCCUCUCUCAGAAGUUAACACUUCACUGUCUGCAGUGAUAGACACCAGCGCUGUGCUCCACUGCCCUCGUACAUUGACAGAAGUGGUGCUAGCAAGAUGGGAAAUAAUCCUCAGGGACAAGCCUUCCUGCACAAAAGCCUACAGGAGCGACACAAAUGAGACCAAGGAUACCAACUGUACUGAUGACAGAAUAACCUGGGCCUCCAGCCCCAGUCAGAAUCCUGACCUUCACAUUGCUCCAGUGGCCAUCACUCAUGAUGGGAAUUACAGGUGUACGACGGCGACACCUGAUGGGAAUUUCAAUCAUGAGUAUCACCUCCAAGUGUUAGUUGCCCCGGAAGCGAGCCUGUUUCUCAGCAGGAAUAGAACUGCGAUGUGCAGGGCAGUAGCGGGGAAGCCAGCUGCACACAUCUCCUGGACCCCAGAGGGGGGUGCUUGUGUCACGGAGCAAGAACGCUGGGGCAAUGGCACGGUGACUGUCAAGAGUACAUGCCACUGGGAGGGCCCCGAUGUGACUACUGUGACCUGCUCUGUCUCCCAUCUGACUGGCAACAGGAGUCUGUUCAUAGAGCUGCUUCCUGGUGCCAUAACUUCAGAAAAAUCAUAUAUUCCAUAUAUCAUCUUUCCUAUUAUUUUGAUCAUCGUGGGAUCCAUUUGGUUUUUGAAAUUUGGUGGCUGCAGAAAAUGUAAAGUGAAUAAAACAGAAGCUACUCCAGUUGUUGAGGAGGAUGAAAUGCAGCCCUAUGCUAGCUACACGGAGAAGAAUAAUCCACUCUAUGAUACUACAAACAAGGUGAAGACAUCUCAGGAAUUACAAAAUGAAGUUGAUUGCACAGGCCUGCUUACUUUAUAAGUGACUGGAAACCAGCACGAAGAAAAAUGAGUCAAGAUACAUUAUAAUUAAUGUUUUGAUUGUCUUACAGUUCUAGAAACGAAGACUUAUUUUGAAUUUAGUUUUUGCAAAGGCUCUUAGAAGGCAAAGACAUUUCAAUGGAUUUACAUUCAUAUCCUUGAAUAAUUGGAAUUUUAGGUUCUUAGCUGCUACCAGCAGUUCUCUGAAGAACUGAUGUUAUCGUGACAAAGAAAACACAUGCUUGUGAUAAAAUAUUCAUGUUGUACAGUAUAGUAAAUAACGAAAACUGACUUUCCUGAAGAAAUAACUGCAGAAAAAACAAUCAUCAACAAUUUGUUAUAUAUUCUUCAGAAAAUUUUUAUGUACAUAUGACUUGUCUGUAUGCCUAUGGUAUAUAUGUACUUUUAUAUAUCUAUUUACAUAUACACACACAUAUCUUUGUCAAGAAACCAAUGGGAGCAUACUGUAACACUGUUGUAUACUUAUAAAUACCUAAUUAUAUCAGUCUUGGAGAGCUCUUUAUAUCAAUACAAACAGAACUACCUCAUUCUUUUUAAUGGCUACAUAAAAUUCCAUUGUAUGGUUACAUCGUAAUUUAAUUAACCAACACCCUAGUGAUGGAUAUUUAGAUUGUUUUAAGUUUUGUUUGUUUGAAAUUUUGUUUAUGGUAUAAACAAUACCACAUAGAAUAUUUCUUUUGGCUUUAUCUGUUUGUAUUUUUAAAGUAUAUUUGUAAGAUAACUGUUUUGAGUGAAAUUGUCAGGUCAAAGGGUUUGUGCAUUUUUAAUAUUCAUAGAUAUGUCCAAUUGUACCAAUUUACAUAGACUCCAACAGUGUUUGAAUGUGUUUUUCCUUAAUUCCCUAUUUUAAUAUCGGCAAGAUUCCUACUUCCCAGUUCCCACUUUCUCUUUUUAGUCAAACAGUUAGCUAAUAUGAUAUGAUUAUAAGAAUGGUAUUCUUUAAUAAAAAUGGAAUUCUAUUCUUUGUUAUAUUUGUAAGAGAGAGAAUGAUGUGUUAGGACAUUGGUUUCUUCUGAACCCAUGAUGUUUCUAUAGAGGUGUUGAUAUUUAAUGCCUCACAAUUUUGCAGAUGUGAUAAAUUGGCACUGUGUAUUUUUAUGGCAUACAUUCUGUUGUGGUAUAUUUAUCAAAUAAUCAAUGUCUAUAGACCAUAUAAGUAGCAAAAUAUGCACUGGGGAGGACUUGGAGGAUGUGUAAAAUAUGAUCUGUGUGCUAAGAGAAUGGUAUGGGAUGACAUGAUUCUAUUCUCCAUUUCUUGUGGACUAAAUAUUGAGAAUGUAUAUAUUAAUUAUUUUUUAAUAUUAUACAAAUAUUUUUAAUUAUGGCAAAUUAUGAAAAAAUAAGUCUGUUUGUUUCAUAGCAGGAACAAACAUUAAAAGUUUUUCAUCAUGAGAAAAAUUAAAACAAAAUGCAUUCAUUCUUCAGUCACGCCAUCUGAGAUAUUUAAGACAGCUAAUUUGUCUUAUUAAUGUAUUUUCCUCCCUCCAUACAUUUAAGUUACUCUAGGGUUUAUCUUUAUUGUCUUUCUUUCUUUUUUUUUUUUGUUUUUGAGACAAAAUCUCACUCUG